This is a messenger RNA of Mastomys coucha (southern multimammate mouse), 892 nucleotides long. Its product is annotated as ribosomal large subunit pseudouridine synthase B-like. The transcript has 4 exons. The record is from RefSeq and is a predicted model, not a curated record. Bases 1 to 828 code for a protein of 275 amino acids. Lineage: Eukaryota; Metazoa; Chordata; Mammalia; Rodentia; Muridae.
AUGCCCAGGACCUGGACGAAAGUGUCUAACGAGGGACUGCCGGGCAGGUGUGCGGGAGAGGCAAGGACACCAAAAAACGGAGGCGAGCGGAGCAAGAGACCCAGAGCGGGAGCAGCACUGGCAGGGAGCAAAGAAGCGGGACUCACUCAGGCGUGGAACCGGGGCAGCGCGGGCCAGCGGUGCGGGCCGAGGCCGAGUCGGCUCCCCGCGCGGGCGCGCCGGGCGGCGGACUUCCCGGGCGGCGGCUGCAGCUGCUGCCACCUCCCCGCCGCCGAGCUGGCGGCCGCCGCGGAAAGCGCGGCGAGCAGCGAGCGGGGAGCGCGCGGGGCCGAGGGGGAAGGGAAGGGGCGGGGGCGGGGCGGGGCGCGGGAGGGGGCGCGGGAGCCACUCGGAGCCCGCAGUGUAGAGCGCGGCGCGGGCGAUCGGGGCGGCCCCGCGAGAGCCCCCGGGCGCUGGCCGGGGGCCGUGCGUGCCUGGGGCGCCGCGCACUCGCCUCUUGCCCGCGUGGGGGGCUUGCGGACCCCACAGCGGGAGCGACCGGGCCCGGCCUGCCUCCCCCGCGCCCGCGGCCGCUUCUCCCCCUGGCGGCAGGAUCCUGGGCGGCCGGUGGCUCCGAGAGCGCGCAGUGGAGCCCGAGCUGAGCCGAGCCCGAGCCACCGCAGCCGCCACAUCCCUGAGCGCCGCCCGGGUGCAGGGUCGCUGCGGGAGAGCGACCCCGCGGCCGCCAGGUUUUGCCUUAGAAACCUUCAUCUCUGCAUCCUGAGAGUGGAUAGCUCUGGGCAGCAAAAGCAGUCCCAUGUGCAGAAAGCAGAUUUGUGCAAGAAGUAAGCCCUCAUCUUUCUGAAAAUUGGCCCUUGUGGAUGUAACUACAUCUUUUUCUACUUGGGAGAAG